Macrosiphum euphorbiae (potato aphid) is the source of this 732-nucleotide messenger RNA. The record is from the annotation of a GenBank genome assembly. NCBI's taxonomy places the organism in Eukaryota, Metazoa, Arthropoda, Insecta, Hemiptera, Aphididae.
AUGCCAAAAUCGUGUUUUGGGUGUUGUUCUAUUCGUCAUGGCGUUAGUUGUAUUUACAUUUUUAACAUAUUUAUGAUCACAUCCAUAAUAAUGAACGAUUUCUUAUACCGCUUGUCAAACUAUUAUCAAUAUUAUCAGCAUGCCAGCUCUGAAAAUUCUACAUCACUAACAUUCAGUUCUUAUAAUUAUUUUGAUGAACAUAUUAAUUUAACACUACAUCACAAUUCUACGGUCAAAGACUUUAUUCCUAAAAUAAAAUGGACGCCUCUCCUGAAAAUUUUUAUGGACUACAUAUUCAUCAUAAAAUUGGCAUGGGGUGUGAUGGAAUUCUAUUUAAACAUUAGCCUGAAACAAUCAACAUACACUGUUUCUCCAGAAAAGAUUUAUGCUUGGUUGGUGAUUUAUUAUUCUAAUUUAUUCUCAGGAAUAAUUUUUCUAAUCGUCAACAACUUCAAUCCUUCGUAUAUUGGAGAAUUCGAAUAUCUUAUGUACCUCCUCCAAAUAAUAAUUAUUGUGGUCGAAAUCUACAUCGUGCAAUCGUAUUACAAACAACAGAAGUUGGCUGCCGUCAGUGAUUUCGUUUACUUAAAAUGGAAAUAUAUACCAAAGUCUCAAUCAGAUGAAAAUAGAUCGGCGCUGAAAAUAAUAUCAGAAAAUCCGCUUGAUCAAACAGAUGACCAAACCGGUUACAUUCCGAUAUUUGUGAGAGACUUGCGCCGCGCAAAUUCUUAA